AUAACGUAAAAAAUGAAAAUUUUGCCACCCAACAAAGCAUUGAAAGCAAAGUCACCACUCCUGAAUCUCUUUUGCCACCCAGACUAAGAAAUGGCCUAAACAACAAGAGUACAGCAACACAAUCUCACCCCUCUUUCUAGAAAACCCUGUUCCUCACAGCAUAGUCCUCAUAACCCUCAACUCAAACACAUCACUUUGAAUCUUCAUUGAAUCUUUUUUUCUUGUUCUCCUUCCUCUGGAGUUAUGAGUUUGAACCAGUUUCUUUAAACUAAACAUCUUUUGAAUCUGAAGUUACCCAAUACUUGCCUUUCAAGUUUGUUCAGUUCCCAAUAUUGGUCCUAUGUUGGGGUAUUUAAUUUUGGGGUGACAGAGAUCCUGGCUCGGGAACAGUUUGCAGAAGAGGAGUAAAAGAAAGCAGAAAGAACAGGUUUGCAUUUAAGUCCCUGCAGGUGAAAUCUGAGGUGUAGUUUUGAUUCUGUGAGUUACAAUUACAAUAUAGGUAGGUUACUUGUAAAGAGACUUAACAUUGACUUAUUGUGAAGUUUCCUCCACCUUUUGCACCUUAAAAAACAUUGUUCCUUUCUGAAGAGGGUGUAAUCAGAUCUGAGCCUGUUAUCUAGAGGUGGGUCCCAAUUCCCCUAACCGAACCAUUGUCAAUUUGCCAUGUAUCACAUGUUACUUAUAUAGCUCCCAAAUCAAAAUCUUUGGCAUUGGGUGUGGAUUGAUGCCGAUUAAGAUAAGCAUCUUUGUUUGAAAACCAUGUUUUAUCCUGCAGAAAACAUGGACGCUUUUGUGCUUAUAUGCUAAAUAUACUUGUUAAGAAGGUGGCUCUGGUUCCGCUGCCGAAUCAUUGUAUUCUCUUCUUAUCUUGCAAAGAUUUGUGGGGUUCUUGGAGAUUUGUGUUUAAACUCAUCUGCAGGAACUGAACACAGGUAGAGAUCUUGGUUUUCCCUUGAAGUGAAGGGGUUUUAAAGUUUGAUUCUGGUUUAGCGGUAUCACGCAAGAGUAUGAGGAAAAAUGCAGGUUCUCAUUCAGGAAGGAUGUUUAGUGACAGGAAGUGGAUUCUCCCUUUUUUUGCAAGUUUGAUUAUAUCUAUGAGUCUGGUUCUAACAGCUAUUUUUGGGGCACUUAGUUCUGAUAGUGGGGGAGAGCAAUCACCGUUUGAAAUCAUUUCUUUCAAGAGAUCAGAGAAUUCCAAUGGAUAUUUUGUUGAAUCAGACAUAGAAAGGGCUUCUAAUGUUAGUGUGGUGAAAAGGGAGGCACCAAGGUUUGCCUACCUUAUAUCAGGCACAAAGGGUGAUAGUCAUAGGAUGAUGAGGACAUUAGAGGCAGUGUACCACCCAAGGAAUCAAUACAUCUUGCAUUUAGAUCUUGAGGCACCGCCCCGUGAAAGAUUGGAAUUGGCGAAUGCAGUGAAAGCUGAUCCAGUUUUUCGUGAGGUGGAGAAUGUGCGUGUUAUGUCUCAAUCCAAUUUGGUAACUUAUAAGGGUCCUACGAUGAUUGCUUGCACCCUCCAAGCUAUUGCAAUUCUAUUGAAGGAAAGUUCAGAAUGGGACUGGUUUAUUAACCUCAGUGCUUCAGAUUAUCCUCUUAUGACACAGGAUGAUUUGCUUUAUGUUUUCUCGAAUCUGUCAAGAAAUCUCAAUUUCAUUGAGCAUACACGCAUUGCUGGUUGGAAAUUGAACCAAAGAGCAAGACCCAUCAUUAUUGAUCCUGCCCUUUACUUAUCAAAGAAAUCUGAUUUAGCAUUGACCACUCAACGAAGAACCCUUCCCACGUCUUUUAAACUGUUUACUGGUUCAGCUUGGGUUGUACUGACUCGGUCCUUUGUGGAGUACUGUAUAUGGGGAUGGGAUAACUUUCCACGGACUAUGCUAAUGUACUAUACAAAUUUUGUGUCCUCUCCAGAGGGAUACUUUCACACUGUCAUUUGUAACACUGAGGAAUUCCAUCACACCGCGAUAAGCCAUGAUCUUCACUACAUUGCUUGGGACACUCCCCCAAAGCAGCACCCCAUCUCCUUAACCAUGAAGGACUUUGACAAAAUGGUUAAAAGCAAGGCACUUUUUGCACGAAAAUUUGCUAAGGAUGAUCCAGUUCUGGACAAGAUCGACAAGGAACUUCUGGGGCGCACCCACAGAUUUUCACCUGGGGCUUGGUGUGUUGGAACCUCAGAAGGUGGGGCUGACCCUUGUUCUGUUCGUGGCAAUGGUACAAUGUUUAGGCCAGGCCCUGGUGCUGAUAGGCUGAGUGAGCUGCUUCAGGGGCUGUUAUCUAAAGAAUCUCUAAGCAAGCAGUGUUUGUGACAAAGGGGUACCCUAGCCCAAUUAGGAUGAAUGAUGUCAAGUGUACAUAAGUGUUGCUAUAGAUCAUAUAUAUCUGAUGUAAAAGGUCCAAAUUUUGUGCUCAAUAUAGGUUCAUAUUCACAAUCAACAAGCACUCACACUACCAGUUUUGAUGCUUGUUUCGGCCUAAACACGCUUUUGGUUGCUGUUUCAACCAACCAUUUAUGCAAUUACAACACUUCUUUGUCGAGUUACAAAAAGGCAAUUAAAUUCACAUUGGACUUUCGGGCACUUAUCUAUUUUGCUAUGGAUAAAUAUUCAAGCAGCAUCACUUACAUUUUGUACAAUUUAAUGUAAGCAUGUGUUAAGAUCUUUAGAUAAGAUAGAAAUGCACUAUAAAAGCUAACUCAUGAGGUUUUGUUAUGUUCCACUCGUAUGCACUUUUUAUACUGCAAUAUACUUAGUAAUGUGGAA
Vigna unguiculata (cowpea) is the source of this 2759-nucleotide messenger RNA. Its product is annotated as beta-glucuronosyltransferase GlcAT14A-like. The record is from RefSeq and is a predicted model, not a curated record. NCBI's taxonomy places the organism in Eukaryota, Viridiplantae, Streptophyta, Magnoliopsida, Fabales, Fabaceae. Gene Ontology annotation, cellular component: membrane. Gene Ontology annotation, molecular function: glucuronosyltransferase activity.